Molecule: messenger RNA, 979 nt
Organism: Lolium perenne
Lineage: Eukaryota; Viridiplantae; Streptophyta; Magnoliopsida; Poales; Poaceae
Biological process (GO): 'de novo' cotranslational protein folding; protein unfolding; protein transport
Molecular function (GO): protein folding chaperone; peptidyl-prolyl cis-trans isomerase activity; ribosome binding
Source: RefSeq, a predicted model, not a curated record
GCUUCCCCCUCCACGCUGCAGAUAAUUUUUGGAUAACAUUUUACGGCUCCCCUUCCUCCCAACUCCGCCCUUCCAAAUCGCAGCUGAAAGUUGCGUCCAUGGCCUCAGCAGCAGUCUUUCCGAAGCUUCAGCUUGGUCCAAGAUGCCACGCCUACUCCCAGCUUCAGGUGACUGAGCCGAUUCAUAUCCACAUAAAGAUUGGUGAUGCUUUCAAGUGUCCCAGGCCCGCCCGACGGUUGCUCGUUUCUGAUGGAAGAAGUGUGAGACACACAUUCCUGCCCGUGUCGGCGGCUCGAUCAGGUCGGAGUUCAUCAGUUGCUUCAGAAGAGAAGACGGGCCUGUUGUUGGAUAGCUUCAAGACAUCCGUUGUCUCGCGCAAUGACGAAAAUAUCAAUUUAAGAAUUGACUUGCCUGGUAAGGUAACACAGAAGGUGUUCGAUCAAGCUCUGGCAAGCUUGGCUCGUGAUGCACCGCCAGUUCCAGGUUUCAGAAGGUCCAAAGGAGGGAAAACAUCAAAUAUACCAAGCAGCAUUCUCCUGGCCAUGCUCGGCAAAAGCCGGGUCACCAAGUUCAUCCUUCAAGAAAUACUCAGCGUCACCGUCGGAGACUUUGUCAAGAAGGAAAGUCUGACGGUGAACCCUGAAAUCGCAACAACCCAAUCAGAAGGUGACCUUGAGUCGUCGUUUACGCCGGGUUCCUCGUUCGGGUUCAAUGUGAUCCUGCAGCUUGAGAAGGAAGCUGACUCUGACGACGCUAUUGAUGUGGAGGCAUCCGACUCUAAAGACGCUCCUGAUGUGGAGCACUCCGACUCUGAAGAGGCUACUGAAGAUGAGCCGGCCUCCACAUAGUUUAGAGAACAAAGGGUGAUGUGUGCUGCUGCACACCUUGUAUGAUCCAUGUGUACUCGUAGGAGAAUGUACUGUACUUCAGAAGAGCUGAGCAAACAAUUUUGAGAUAAGACAUUAGAGCUGAUCUGCAA